GACUUUAUUAACGUGUUAAAAUGGCUCUACCCAAAGGCGCCGUCCCCUCGCGGUCCGAGUGCCAGUGCGGGAUCUGCAUGGACAUCCUCGUGGAGCCCGUGACCCUGCCGUGCAGCCACACGCUGUGCAGACCGUGCUUCCAGGCGACCGUGGAGAAGGCGAGUCUGUGCUGCCCCUUCUGUCGCCGCCGCGUGUCUUCGUGGACUCGGUACCACACCCGAAGGAAUUCUCUCGUCAACCUGGACCUGUGGAAGGUCAUUCAGAAACACUAUCCCCGGGAGUGCAAGCUCAGAGCGUCGGGGCAGGAGUCCGAGGAAGUGGCUGAUGACUGUCAGCCAGUUCGUCUGUUAAGUAAACCUGGGGAAUUGAGAAGAGAAUAUGAAGAGGAAAUAAGUAAGGUGGAGGCAGAGCGACGGGCCAGCGAGGAAGAAGAGAACAAAGCCAGUGAAGAAUACAUACAGAGAUUGUUGGCAGAGGAGGAAGAGGAGGAAAAAAGACAGGCGGAAAAAAGGCGAAGAGCGAUGGAAGAACAACUGAGAAGUGAUGAAGAACUGGCAAGAAAGCUGAGCAUUGAUAUUAACAAUUACUGUGAGGGAAGUAUCUCGGCUUCUCCGUUGAAUUCCAGAAAAUCUGAUCCAGUUACACCCAAGUCUGAAAAGAAAAGUAAGAACAAACAAAGAAACCCUGGAAAUAUUCAGAAGUAUUUGACGCCUAAAUCUCCGUUUGGGUCGGCCUCACACUCUGAAGCUGUACAAGAAGCCAGGAAAAACUCCGUAUCUAAGGUCACUAAAAGCCCAACAGGGCAAGACACAGAAAUGGAAGAUAUGCCGACACUUUCUCCGCAGAUACCCCUUGGAACUGGAGAACAAGGUGCAGAUUCUUCAGCAGAGCCCCCUAUGCCAUGGUUAUGUGCCUGUGGUGCCGAAUGGUACCACGAAGGAAAUGUCAAAACAAGAGCAGGCAAUCAUGAUAAAGAGUUGUGUGUCUUAAGUCACGAGGGACCUAAAACCAGAGUUCCCGACCCUAAAGAAGCUGCAGUCAUGCCUUGUGGCAGAACAGAGAGUGGGUGUGCCCCCACAUCAGGGGUGACCCAGACAAAUGGAGACAACACAGGUGAGGCAGAAAACGAAGAGCUGGGCCUACUGAUCAGUAAGGAUAUUUCCAAAAGAAAAAACCAAGAAUCUUCCUUUGAAGCAGUUGAGGAUCCAUGCUUUCCUGCAAAAAGAAGAAAAACGUCCCCCGAAUGUUCCCCAGAUCAAGAGGAAACAGAAAUAAACUUUACCCAGAAACUGAUAGAUCUGGAGCAUCUGCUGUUUGAGAGACAUAAACAAGAAGAACAGGACAGGUUAUUGGCGUUACAACUUCAGAAGGAGGUGGAUAAAGAGCAGAUGGUGCCAAACCGACAGAAAGGAUCCCCAGAUGGGUAUGACCUCCGCGCUCCGUCCUCCCCUCCAGACAGAGUGCCAAAUGGACAGAGGAAGAAUCCCAAAGACAGGAACUCCAAAAGGCAAACUCAUACAGAGCAUCCAAAACCGCAGAGAGGCUCCAGGGACGAAAAUAGGCACCUGUCUUUAAAGAUGCAGUUGAAGCAUUCAGUGAAUGGAAGAAAGAUGCCAAAUUCUUCUAGAGAUCAGUGUAAUGUAUCCAAAAGUGCUCAUUCCCUACAGCCUAGCAUUUCACAGAAAAGUAUUUUUCAGAUGUUUCAGAGGUGCACAAAGUAAUGCCUGGUAAAGGGAGUGCUUUGUGAUCUAGUAAAGCUGGACUGUGAAGCUCUUUUCUAUCAUGGAAUCUUUUUUUUUUUUUUUUUUU
This is a messenger RNA of Macaca mulatta (Rhesus monkey), 1809 nucleotides long. It is a transcript of the gene RNF168, whose product is annotated as ring finger protein 168. The record is from RefSeq and is a predicted model, not a curated record. Gene Ontology annotation, cellular component: site of double-strand break; nucleus. Gene Ontology annotation, biological process: double-strand break repair; protein ubiquitination. Lineage: Eukaryota; Metazoa; Chordata; Mammalia; Primates; Cercopithecidae. Gene Ontology annotation, molecular function: metal ion binding; ubiquitin-protein transferase activity; nucleosome binding.